This is a messenger RNA of Leishmania braziliensis MHOM/BR/75/M2904, 5406 nucleotides long. RefSeq lists its product as hypothetical. Bases 1 to 5406 code for a protein of 1801 amino acids. NCBI's taxonomy places the organism in Eukaryota, Euglenozoa, Kinetoplastea, Trypanosomatida, Trypanosomatidae. The transcript has a single exon. The record is from RefSeq and is a predicted model, not a curated record.
AUGUGUAUACAUCAAUUGAAUCUUCCAGGCGUAACAACAGUCCAUCAUCAUCACUGUGAUAAGCGAGAGCGCGCGUGCAUGCGGCGGUCAAACGAAAAAAAACUCAGAAAAGAGGGAUCCGCCUACCUCUCUGCCCAGCUGCGACGUCUGCGCGACCCUGAGCGCCUCCCUCACACACACACACAGACACGCACACACACACACACACACACACACACACACACACACACACACACGCACAAACACACACACACACACACACACACACGCACAGACACACACGCAACCUCCCAUCCCCUGACCCCUCCCUCUUUUGAAGAUAUGGAGAGUGACGCAUUUCACACGCUCUCCUUCGCUUCGUCGCCGCCACCGCAGUUGCCUCAGGCUUUAGGGAAUACCGAUAGUACGAUCAGCGGACAGGAGAACGUUGCUAACGUCUCUGCCGCCGACCCAGGCGAUCGUCCAACCGCCGCCCCGACCUGGCUUCGGCGGCAAGAGCUCAAACGCUCCACGCUCCCACCGCCUCUUAACAGUGUCGCUCUCCCGAGUCAGAACGCAAACGUGCAGACCACUGCUACCCGCGUAACGUCAGCAUCCUUCGAUCCAGAAGUGCACAGUAAUGUCGCACCCCCUGCCCUCCCACGGCUAGCGGCGCUUUCGGCUCCUGUUGCGCUGCCCGAGCCAGGUGGAGAUGCAGCUGCCGCAGGAAUGUCGCACCAGCAUCCUUCCGCAGCUUUACAAACACCGUUCAAGUCAAGAUAUCCAGAGGUCACACACACACCACCUCUUCUGGGCGCGCACAGCGGCUGCGACGGUGGCGACACCUCCCUCCUACAACAACCCCCCUCGGAAGACGGCGGUCACUAUGAUCCACCGCCGCCCACGGCCGGCGCACGUGUGCUGCCGUGGUGGAAGCGCAUCCUCGUCGACGCUGCGUACCGUCAACGGCUCAUGCAGCUCAGCACUGAGGGCUAUCAUGAAGAGCUUCGGCUGCUGCGCGACACGCCAGAGCUGCUGUCCUCUGGUGCGCAGAUGGAGGUACGGAAGGUAUGGCGGGAGCGGCGCUGGAUGGACGACGAGCUAGAGAAGGCGGAGCGGCGCCCAUCCAAGAGCGAUGUGGUGUGUCAACACGAAGUGCACGGCGUGGCCAGCGGGAUCGCAACCCUCUCCUCGUCCUUUACACCGUACCACGUCAGCACGACAGAAAGCGGCGCUCAGCAACGGCACGUAGCGGCGCCGAUGAUGGAUGAAGUGGACGAGGUUGUUGUAAUGGCGCAGCAUGUCGUCUUCUCUGUCAAAGAUGACGAAAUGGCGUUGCGCUUCUCCACAAAGCACCCCCGCUCCAUCAUCGACGCCUCUGCUGUAGAGACCGUACAGCGUGUGGCACUCGGUGCUAUGCCUCCCGCUCAGCACGCGCGAGAGCAGUGGCUGCAGGAGCACGCAGUCAGGCAACACCUUACCUCCCUCCGCCGCUUUUCUGGCAAUACCUCGUAUGAGCUCAAGGCGCGACUUGCACGCGACGUCAUAGCUGGUCGCGUCGACGUGCCCAUGCAGACUGCCAUCACAGAUGCCGUGCUGAACGAGCAGCAGGGCUCUCUCCCCAGCGCUGGUGGCAGCGCGACCACCCGUCGGCACGCUUUGCAGGAUGUGUACGUCUUUCCUCCUCCGCAGCACAGCAACAGCAACGCCGCUGUGCGCCAGAGACGAUGGUGCGAGGGCGAACUGCUCGCGUCAACGACUCCGCUCAUAUGGCAGCUGCCGCUGCGCAAGCCGCGGAUGCCAACCACGCCGCUAUGGCAGCGCUCCCGGCUUCCUCCGGGUAUGUGGGCCGUCGAGGCGGCGUGCAAGGAUGUGACACGUACAGAGGCGUCGCUGCACGCCUCCGCCGUCCGCGACCCGCUCGUCGUGGCAAAGCGGCCGGCAGCCAUAAAAGACAGCGCAGAAGCGCUAAUACAUCAUGAAGGUACACCCAACUGUAGGGAAACAGUGGCGACCAGAGCUGCUGCAGUCACCGGCGCCGAGCCGCGCCACGACAACACUCGCGUGCGCCGUCAGGAAGCCGCCGCAGCGUGUGUGGAUGGCACGGAGAACCUGUACGGGCUCCAGUACGUCUGGCCGUCGCCUCUGCCGCCCGGGGGGUUCAUUCGCGUCUCCCCUGAUCCGCGCUUUGCCAUGUGGCCCGACUCGGAGGACGAGACUGGAGACGGGGGCCUCCUUGGCACGAUGGAAAAGUAUGGAGACUCGCAAGCGCGUGGGUUGCACGCAGGCGAUGGUGGUCGUAUCAAUGGAGAUGUGGGCUACAGCAUCGCCAGACUCUCCAGAGGCGCCUCUCAGCACCAGGGCCGCCAAGCGCAGAUGCGCCGCCUCGCACGCCGGGUGAAUCACCGAACACGCAAACUGUGCUGGCUGCACAGCAUUGGUCGCGUUAGUGUGCGCUACAGCGACUUGACCCUCUCCGACUCGGACGGCUCCUCGUCAGGGUGCACGUCGCCGACAGCAUCGGUGCUGCGCGACACUCGUCUUGCAGCGGAGGCCAAGAAAGCGAAUAGGAAGGCGCCGCAUCUGCCGAUGCUCCCUGGCGACGGCAACGCCUGUCGACACCAGUGGCGGCGGCAAGAACGCGUUGGAGACCCCUCACGAAGGGCGAGACCCGUGUACGACGGUGCGCUGAACAUCAACAUCUACGCCAAGGUCAUACAGAGCCAGGGCAAUGACGUUGCCACCGACAAGGGCAGCAGCACUGGCGCGUCACCUUUACGAAGGGCGUCGCAACACCAACACCAGCAGGCGAAAAAUGCAGCGACAACGGCGCACCGCUUUCUCGGGUGCUACCGGCAGAGUCGCUUGCUCAUCCACUUCAAGCUGUACUGUCGGGCGCUGUACGAAGAGCGACGGCUGCGCUGCGGUGGCCCCGGCACCCAUGUAAUCGGCCGCGCUGGCGGAAACGCGCCGGAGUACACACCAGCAACGGAGGGGCUGCUCGCCGGCGUGCCGGUCAUCCCGCACCCGGUGCUGAAGCUGCAGGAGCACGCGCCAUCACUGCGUAAGCCCUACGCCCAUCGCGUCCCCGUCGCGUCCACUAUGAGUGGCUGCCGCUGCUGGGAGGGCCUGUAUCCGCCUCUAGGCACCGAUCUGGCCGCGCCAGCUCAGCAAGCGUGGCGGCAGCUGCGGCAGUCCAUCCUGGUGCGUCAGGCCCUUCGUGACGUCUACGACGAACUUCCGCACGACAAGGAAGGUCUCUUGGACAAGCGGACCUUCGUGCUGUUCGUCCUGCAGCUGCUUGAGCUCUUCUUCCCCACCCGCCUCCCCGUGGUGGCCCACAUCGCAAUCGCGGAGGAGGAAUGGACGUACCGCGGCACGACGGAGCACGUUGGACCGCAAACGUUUCACGAGAAGUUCUUCGCCUUUCCGCUCAUCUUCUACCGCGACGCAGCCACAUUGACAGAGGCGCCGCUCGUCGAGUUCUGGACUCUCAUUCGCGUCUGCUUUGAUGCGCAAAAGAGAAUGCAGAAGUCGGCGGCGCCAACAGGAAAGAGCGGCGAUGCGCUGCAACCUUCCAGCCUCUCCCUGCUGAUGCCGCUGACGCACUUCACGACGGAGCAGCUGGACACACUGCUCUCGUGCCCGCCGCCCGCGUUCGACGCGGACGUAUACGAUCGAUACUGCUUGCUCCGCCAGGCCUUUCGUGAUGAUCUGAAAGUGCGUGCGGCCCCGCGUGGCCACCAGUACGGUGUAGCCCGCGCCUUGGUGGAGAAGCGGCAGCAGAAGAAGUCCCUACGCCAUGGACACUGGACGCCACAGCAACGGAAAUCCACAGAGAAGCCCAUAGGGUCCCUGAAGGUCUAUCGGGCGCAUCUCGGCCUGGCAGACGCGACGCGACGCAUCGAGAUUGAGGCGGCCGCGCAGCAAGAGCGGGACUCACGUCAGCGCCGCCUGGAGGAACAGGAGCACGAAGCAUUACUCGAACAGUCGCUCUACUACCACGCACGUAUCAGCCGUGUUCAGUCACGCACCGCAACCGCAAUUUCAGGCAUUGAGAACGUCUGCAGCGCAUGGGAACUCCACCGCACCGAUGUAUACCCCGCGCCUAGGGAAGAUGAGAACGACGACGCACGGCCGCGGGAGGAAGAAGACGUGGAAGAGCUUCUGCUGAAGUACCUCGACGACGUGCCGCUUGACGCCUUCGACGGACAGGUGUCGCUGCGCGAGCGCUACCACCUUCACGUCCGCUUCCAGCAAGAGCGGCGCAAUCACCUCUUUCCCUCGUCGCAGCCCCGUCCAGAGCCCUCCCCCUCCGUCACCCUAGCGGACGGCGGCCGCAGCGCUGCCCUACCGUCAGCAAACCCAAUAGUGCAAACCACCUCGCUUCGCCGACGUGUGAAGGCGGAGAGCAAGGCCCAGCGACGCACUCCUGGAUCUGCAGAGGCGAGAUUCCUGCUUGAUGGCACACGCGAUGUGAACGGCGGAGGCGGCGGCGACUCCACGCCUCCCACUGUGUCCUACGCCGCAGGCACCUACCCGCCGCGGACGGUGCCGCGAAUGAUGAGCCCGUCGCGUGUGCGGCCAAUGAAAGGUGCCCCGGGCACGAGCAGCGCGGCACGCAUACCGAAAAGGCGCGCAGCGCACCUUUCGGUUUCACGUGUCGAUGGCAACGGCAAAAUCGGCUCAUCCUCCCCAUUUGCGUCCUUCUAUGCCACCGCCGCCUCACAUUGGCCGCACACGCGCAGCCCAACGGCAGGCGGCAUUCAGCGCGAAGGUCUCGCCGCGAGCCACCGCGAGGGUGGCGUGAGCGGCCUGUGUCCUGGAAAAGACGAUGACGAUUUGCUGGCGGCUACGGCAAGCGGUCCAAGUCACACCAGCGGGUGCAAUACGUCCUUCGACUGCAAAGGUGCGGCGGCGCCGCCACGCCUGCUUGCACGCCCAACCACGCAAACCGGGUGGGGCACACCGUGUCUCCCUGUAUCGCCGCUUCUGGCUCCACACGACGGCGACGCGCCCAUCUCCUGCGGCGGGAGCGGGGCAGCGAGUAUGCAUGUAAACGCCCGACGCGACGCAUCGCCACUACUGCAGCAUUCGCCACCACUCAUGCCUGCCACGGCCACAUCAACCACAGAGCCCGCGACAACGGAAUUGACAUCGAUCAUGUUUCGGGGCCUAGGCGUAGAGGCUAUGCACGCAGCGCCUCGAUCUGUUUCCUGGAUCUCGCAGUGGGGCUCGACAAUGACGCAGGAUGUCGGUGCUCGCCCACUGCGCGCACCGGCAUUGUCCACCGCGCCUGUAUCGGCACCUUCGGCGUCCCUGCGCUAUGCUCAGCGUCUGCGCGUACAGCGGCGUCUCCAGCAGCAGUUCAAGCAGCAGCUCAACCGCACCGCAAAGGCUGCAGCAGGAGUGGCUGGUAACCAUUAA